AUGCAAGACAGCUUCAUCGCUAGAAUUAAAUGGCAUACCCAAUCGUCACUGUGUUUGCCGUCAUCUGAGCCAUCAGGCUCGGGAGAUGGCGGGAAACCUGUGCAAAUAUUCACGCGCAUGAGGGAGAAAACCAGGGAAUGGCACAAGCUGAGAAGGGCUGGGGGUAAAGUUCAGAAUCUACGAGCACAAUAUCUCGCUGAACAAGCCAAAAUCCAAGGUACGGUGUCGCCUCCGAUCACCAUAUUACGUCCCGCCAUGGAACUGCAACGGCUUCCACCUGUACCAGCGGAGCUACCAGGUGACAACACAGAUAUAUAUUCCCGGGAGAGACUUGAGCGAAGUCAGUCAGCGCACCAGCAUGAAGCCCCUGGUUCUCGUCCAGUUCCCGUCACUGAUGACUCUCAUCCACCCGGGGAGAGCGGCAAAUUCAUUCUUGUUUCUGACCCUGUGCUCGAUAAUGCGAAGGGCUCUGGUCACCAACACAGAGACACGCCUCAUGCACAGAGAAAUGGAGCUGUUGAAUAUGAGCGGGAUCUCAAGAUACUAUUGGAUGAAUCUUGUGUUCCUCAGCCUCUGAUAGGUCCAAGUCAUGUCGUCCAAGAUGAUAUUAAAAUUCUUCGUCUCGAGACACGCAUACAGACGAUCCGGAGAAAUUGCGAACAGCUAACGGAAAUCAGAACGGAGCUAGAGCAGCAAAUACUCGUAGCGAAAGAGUUUGCCUUCAAGCUGUACUGCCAAACACAUGAAUGGGAGUGCUGGAGUCCAAUUCUACAAGAUCCUGUUCCCCUGCUGCAGGUAUUAAAGGGACUUCAGACGACCAUGCUGUGGCUGCAAGCCCGCAUUCAGUGGUAUGAGAGAAAGCACCCUGGGCUUCGUGAGCAGUACAACACGCAUACGGGAUUUCAGAACAAGACUUCUGAUGUAAAUAUUUCUUUUAAAAUAGAUUGUGGUCAUGGGAUGCCAUUCGGUCCAUCAAACGAGACUGUAAGGAUCCACCCCAUAUCGCAACAUCACGAAACGUCGCAUAACGUUAGAAACAGCUCGUCCAACGCCGAUUGCGGUAUACUUAUCAAGAAGAACAUUCGCGACGAUCAAAUAAGCUACGCCAACUCAUAUCUAAUUUGCUCCGUCUUUAUCGUCGCUGUUGCACCUGUCAGAACUGAACAACCUCAAUCUUCUACCCUAAUGGCACAAUAUGGCGUCAUUCUUGACGCUGGUUCCUCAGGAACUCGAGUAUACAUCUACAAGUGGAAGAAUCACGCCAAAGCUGCCAAAGAUGCGUCGACUGCCGAGCUCAAGUCUCUCCCCAAGAUCAAGCUCAAGGAAAACAAGAAGAUCCAUCCUGGAGUUUCGAGUUUUGCAGAGAAGCCUGCGCAAAUCGGUCCCGAUCAUCUGCAGCAGCUGAUCGAUAUCGCUCUCGACGAAGUCCCCGACAGCAAGAUUUCCGAGACCCCCGUUUACCUCAUGGCAACUGCCGGCAUGCGAUUGCUACCAAAGCCUCAGCAGUCGGCACUCCUCAAAUCAAUGUGCACAUACUUGCAGUCGAAUACGAAUUUCAUUCUUCCGGAUUGCGAUGCCCAUAUUCAGGUUAUCUCUGGCGAAACCGAGGGUCUGUACGGCUGGAUAGCGGCGAAUUAUUUGCUGGGCGGCUUCGAUCACCCUGAGGAGCACGACCAUGGCAAGAAUCAUCACACCUACGGCUUCCUCGAUAUGGGUGGCGCAUCUGCUCAGAUUGCCUUUGCUCCAAAUGCAACUGAAUCCGCAAAGCAUGCGGAUGAUUUGAAGAUGGUGCGCAUGCGAACACUCGACGGAUCACCAUCCGAAUACAAAGUGUUCACUGCAACUUGGCUCGGAUUUGGUGCCAAUCAGGCCCGCAGCCGUUAUGUCGAACGUCUACAAGAACACUACAACACUGACUCUACCCACGAGCUGCCUGAUCCCUGUAUGCCUAAUGGCUUGCGAACUACUCUAGACGGUGAACUUGUUGAAUCAAAGUCGGAUAAGACGGUUUUGAUUGGUACAGGAAAGUUCGACGAAUGUUUGACGGUGACCUAUCCUCUACUGGGCAAAGACAAGCCAUGCGAAGACCAGCCCUGCCUUGUCAACGGCCAGCAUGUACCCGGCAUCGACUUCGACAUCAAUCAUUUCGUUGGUGUUUCGGAAUACUGGCAUACAACUCAUGGUGUCUUUGGCGGAAAACACAAGGCUUACGAUCUGGCGACAUAUCAGAACAAUGUCAUGGAAUUCUGCAGUCGCGAUUGGUCGGACAUUGAGGGUGAUCUUGAUAAACGCAAGAAAUCACCAGAAAAGAAGGCAGCCGAGGCCCGUUUGGCUUGUUUCAAGGCCUCAUGGCUGAUUAAUAUGCUCUACGACGGAAUUGGCAUCCCUCGUGUUGGUCUCGAAGGUGGUGCAGCCAACGACACCAUUAAGGAUGAUGGUGAGAAGUCAUUUAAUGACCCUUUCCGGCCGGUGGACACAAUCGAUGGCAUCGAAUUAAGCUGGACUUUGGGUAAAAUGGUCCUAUACGCCGCCGGACAAGUUCCUCCAUCCGGUUCCGAGCUGCCUGUCGGCUUUGGAAGCAAUGUGGAUAAGGGGAUAGCGAAGGACUUUGAGCACGCCGGUUCUUCACCUAUCGCUCCCCACACAGGGGACGAGGACGAUGAUGAUGACCUGGAAGAUCUUCUGAAGAAGCCUGGAAAGUCAACCGGUGGACUCGUCGCAUUUGUUCUGAUAAUUCUGUUGGCCGCCUAUUUGCUCCGCAAGCCUGAGCGAAGAAGAAAGAUAUUCAGCAUGGUUAGCCGGCGAAAGCGAUCAGGGAAACCAGGCCGCGGCUCCUCUCUUGUCCACAAGCUCUUCGGACGAAACUCGGGGCCAUCUUAUGAGAGAGUGUUGGAGGAGGGUGACUUCUCUGAUUUUGAGUUGGGCGAUGUUGAUUCGGAUGAACACGAUCAUUCGGACAGCAGUAGUAAUGGCUCGCGAAAGGGACGAACAUCGGGUCUAGCAACACCUAGUAUCUCUGCAGGCCGCGCGGACGAACUCACUCGCCCUCCGUCAGCAAUGGAUCGUGCCGGGCUUGUAGUGCGGACUGAAAGUCGAGAACGGCUAUCGCCCUCACUGUUGAGUGCUGGCCGAAAAAGCCGCAACGGCAGCCCAACUCGUGCGAAGAGUCCAUUCAUGUCGCCUGUACGGGAAGAUUGAGCGCUUCAAUAUGAUUCAUGGGGACGUAUUAAUGCGAAAUUUAUAUAUAUCUGGUAUUUUUUGGGGGUCAACAUCACGGCGUCGGGGGAGUUUGUGGGAACUGGAGGAGCAUUAAAGACAUGGCGUUCAAAAGAACGCAUAUACCAUAAAACAGAGUCGUGGCAGUUGUUGAUCUGUUGGUUGAGUUUGGCGACGAAAUUGGAGUCUCUCUUGGAUAUCACACUACGUUAUUUGUUUGGAGCUUCUGGGAGUGUUUCACAACGAUGUUUCUCGGUAGGGGCGUCCGCUCAGUUGUGCGAAUUGGUAUU
Fusarium oxysporum Fo47 is the source of this 3506-nucleotide messenger RNA. RefSeq names its product apyrase domain-containing protein. Gene Ontology annotation, cellular component: membrane. Gene Ontology annotation, molecular function: nucleoside diphosphate phosphatase activity. The transcript has 4 exons. The coding region runs from base 1 to 3198 and encodes 1065 amino acids. The record is from RefSeq and is a predicted model, not a curated record. Gene Ontology annotation, biological process: nucleoside diphosphate catabolic process. NCBI's taxonomy places the organism in Eukaryota, Fungi, Ascomycota, Sordariomycetes, Hypocreales, Nectriaceae.